This is a messenger RNA of Colletotrichum gloeosporioides, 2235 nucleotides long. RefSeq lists its product as uncharacterized. NCBI's taxonomy places the organism in Eukaryota, Fungi, Ascomycota, Sordariomycetes, Glomerellales, Glomerellaceae. Bases 1 to 2235 code for a protein of 744 amino acids. The record is from RefSeq and is a predicted model, not a curated record. The transcript is spliced from 3 exons.
AUGAAUAGCUCUGAAGUGAGGAGUCUUGUUGAGAAACUACGUGUCUUGGAAACAAGAAUCUUGGAACUUGAGAGACGACCCCACACCUCCAGCGAUGCCCCGACGUCUCCGCUCCACCAUCAGGCUGGUGACAACAAUUUACAAGCAGCGCCUCAAUCCUCCCAUAUUCUGGACAGCUUGAAACCCCCCGAAGAUGGUGAUGGCAACCAAAGCCAUCAUCUUGCAGAUGGAGAAGAUGAUGCGGCUUUGAUGGUAGAUUAUGGAAGUCGGCGUGAUCGAUUGCGCAAGACAUUUGACUGGGAGAUGGAACGUCUUUUUCUUCACGAGGAAGCAGAGAUGAGGCGACGCGACCGGGCACGGCGGGCCCUCCUACACUCGACUCAUGCACAUAGCGCUCAAAAUGCCUCCAUCGCAUAUCGGGAGAAUCAGGCUCCAGCGUUGAGGACUGAGGAAUGGAGUUCAUUCAAGCAGCUCAAUCGCCCCCGGGACACGAGUUUGUGUGCAAUAGACAUUCUCAUAGGCGAGCCUGUGGUUUACGACAAAAUGGGCCUAUCGGGAAACUGGAUCAUUUCCUCGGAACGUCUAGCGCGUUCCCGAACAGCAAGCGGAGAAGUCGACGGACAAUUUCCAGAACGAAUUCGAAUUCAUUCCGAUUUGCUUGUUACCAUUCUGGACAAAAUAAUCAAGUCAAGUGGGAGCGAUAGAAUGGCUUCGGACAGUAGACCUGUGGUCUUUACCCGACCGUUCAAGGCACUUACCUACUGCGAGCUGGUGCACGGAAUUGCAACAAGGUACCUGCAAAGCUUGGGAUUCUCAAAGGCGCCAGUCGCUGACCUUCACCGAGAGAGCUCCAGAAUAACAGAACUUGCCGAAGCCAACCUAUCUGAUGACGAUUCCAGUACCGAUCACAGCAUUCCCGAAAGCAAUGAAAAGUCACGAGCUCGAGAUAUUGACACCAUUCGAAGAUUUCCAAAAGCAUUUGAAGAAAUCGACUUUUUUCGGCAAGUACUGAAGUCCAAGGUGCUUCGAAGACGGGAGUGUCUACAACAAGAUACGUGUCAAAAGGUCUUCUUCUCGGACUUGUGGCAUCUAUUCCGUCCCGGAAUGGAGAUCAUACACAGCGGAACGAAUCAGGCUUUUCGAGUUCUUCACGUUACUAGUGCUAGGCAUCGCAUGCUUUCCAAUUUGCAAAGGUGGGCUGGACACCCUUAUCGAACAGCCGAGGAUAAAGAACAAAGACCUGAUUUCAGGGUGACCUGUAUUCACAUUGAUUUUGACGGGAGUAAGAUCGGACCAGUUAUACAGAAAUUCGACUUCGACGCAUUUCAAGGCGAGAGAGAUGUCAGAUCGCUACCAGUGUUUCCUCUUCGGCUUUAUUCUCUCCCGAAUGCCAACAGCAUUGAUAAGAAGAGCGACUCACGUCAGGCUGAAGCUGCAUGGUUUAGAAAGAUGCUCAUACGUCGAGGUAUGAGGUUCCUUGAAUCUAUAGCAUUACAACACAUGCGGUAUGCGGGUCCGGUAAUCGGUACCGAUGAAGAGAUUGAGGGUGAGGUUAUGGUCGACUUUGAAGCAGCAUUUACGGCCGACAUAGGCUCGAAUUCGCAGGUGGAUAGGCCAAGGAUCGCAAACCUUUCGGGCCUUCUCAUGUUGGAUGACUUUGCAAUGGAAGACGCUUGCCAGUUUGCUUGCUGCGAGAAGGACUACGUUCACGACGAUACGAACAUCGACAAAAUUCAAACUGCCGACUAUCUUCAGAGCUUGCAGCCUGAAAUUGGGUCAGAAAGGCCCCCGUCAAUUAUUCUGCGACCACGAACAUUGUCUGAUAUCAAGGAAUCGGCAAAUUCAACUCAAAGUCUCUUCUCAGAUGACGAACUUUUGCUGUUGUCAAACAGGGUGUUCGCAUUCGUUUUGCGAUCCCAGAGAUGGGCUGAGUUGAAGGUCGAAUUUCUCCGUGAUGUCCAAGGCCGGGGAUCGACGUCUAAAGCUCCGGGAUCCGACCCUGGUAGUAGCCCGGGUGAACUGGGGGCUCCACCCCCCGCUGAAUCUGACAGUGUUUCUGCUCUUGAUCGCCUCGUUCUUCCGCAAUACCAUAAGCGAUUGAUCAUUUCUCUCCUUACAGAGCACUUUCGCACAGUUGAUGCGAGAAGAGAUCCAAAUGCUCACUAUGAUGUGAUCAAAGGAAAGGGUGAGCUCCCUGAAGUUGAAUCCUUAUUUGAAGAGGUCCAGCUAAAUUGA